UAAUGGAUAGUUAAGAGGGUGAACUGUUUAGCAUUUUGAACAAAGUUACAGCAGAAACUCAGAAGACAGUAGCAUAUACAUUUUUUAAUAACAAACAUGCAACUAUGUACUGUAACUGGACCACACAAUUAGCACACAAUUUACUCAUUCCUUCUAUUGCAUCUUUAUGCAGACUCCUGCAUUCUCUUUAAAUGCUUCGUCAUAAAGUUUUCAACAGUACAGCUCCCUCCCUUUAGAAGAGCAUGCCUUCUGAACACGUGGAGGGCUUGUUUUAUCUCUACCACGCAUAUACUAUAACUGGCUUACAUCAGUCUCUUUGUGAUCAUAAAUGAGCAGGCGGUAAAACACAAAACAAGGAGAACAAGAUAUUAACUUGGAGAGAAAGGACAUUUCAUAAGACAGAAAUUAGGGUAAACUAAAAACUGUUCUAUCCGAGCGGACAGUUCAAGAGGUGUCGUGGUGUGGAUUCAGAAGAUGCUGGGAUGUGAGGGAGCAUCUGGGAUGGCGGUGAGAUACAAGAUGACUCUGGCUACAGGACUGCUGGAGUGCCUGUGUUUUGCUGGCGUUGUGUUUGGCUGGGCGUCUCUUGUGUUUGUACUGAAGACAGAUGGCUACUUCAGUGAUCUGUGCAUCAAUGGGACAGAUGCUAGUGGAGAAAUUAGUGCAGAUUGCAGUCAACAGGAUGAGACAUUUUCCUUGGUCUUUACUGUAGCCUCCUUUAUGAACAACUUUCUUACUCUGCCCAACGGGUUCUUAUAUGACCACUUUGGCACCAUGGCAACAAGAUUUUUGGCUAUAUUUCUUUAUACCACCGGAACCUUGUUAGUAGCAUUAUCAAAUGAAGCUCUCUCUAUCUUGCUUUUCCCUGCUCUAUCCUUCAUAGCUGUGGGGGGCAUUUUAUUCCUAAUGACAAAUAUGCAGGUUGGAAACCUUUUUGAUACUCAUAGAUCGACCAUUAUUACUGUCUAUAAUGGUGCCUUCGACUCUUCAUCAGUGAUCUUUCUCAUCAUUAAGGUGCUUUAUGAGAGCGGAGCCUCUCUCCGCUUCUCAUUCCUCUUCCUCUCGGCCUGUAAUCUCAUUCAUCUCCUUCGGACACUUUUCCUCAUGCCAAAAUCACACAUUCCCUAUCCCAUCCCAAAGAACUACAAAUAUGGGAUGAGCUGUGUGAAAUCAAACAGCUACAAUGUUGAGGAAUACGAGGUAAAGCGAGAACAGAGUAUUGACAGAGACAGUGGUGUAGAUGAUGAGCUACUGGAAACUGCAGACUCACUACAGCUCACAGAGAACACUGAGAAAGCCAGUUUUAAGAGCUGUGUUCUGUCCUGGUUCUUCCUGUGGCACUUGAUAUGGCUGUCAGUCAUGCAACUGCGUCAUUAUUUCUUCAUUGGAACACUGAAUCCAAUGCUGAACAAACUUGCCAACCAAGACCCAGCCAUUGUGAGCAAGUACACCAAUGCCUUUGCUUUCACCCAGCUCUGUGGAGUUCUCUGUGCUCCCUGGAAUGGCUUGCUAAUGGACAGACACAAAAGAAAACCCCUAGAACAAGGCGUGUCAGAACGGGAAGCAGACCUGCACUCGUCCGUCCUGUCUCUCCUCCUCACCUCUCUCCAGUGCCUCCUGUUCUCCAUCUGUGCAAGUGUUCCAUUCCUCCCUCUCCAGUACCUUACAUUCACCCUUCAGGUCCUUAACCGUUCCUUUCUGUAUGGAGGGAAUGCUGCAUUUCUCAGCCUUGCGUUUCCAGCCCAUCAUUUUGGGAAGCUGUAUGGUCUUGUGAUGUCCCUUUCAGCUGUGGUGUCAUUGCUGCAGUAUCCCUGCUUUGCCCUCAACAAAGCUCUUGGAGGAGACCCCUUCUAUGUGAACAUUGUCUUGACUGUCCUGACACUGCUGGCCUUCAUUCAUCCUCUCUAUGUGUUCCUUCACUGUAGACAGCUGGUGAAACAGAGAGAGAACUCAGCGAGCAUGUCAGAAUCCUCAGUGAAGGAAACAUCAAUGUAUUAAUUUCAAUUACAUCAUCUAUUUAAGUACUUAUGUUGAAAAUUGCCCUCAGGUAAAUAUGAAACAAUUGAAAUUCAAGGAAUUUCACUUGAUGAUUAUCUAUGUCUAUGUAUGCUUCUGUAAGUUUCAACUGACACAGGGAAUAGUAAGUAUUGAUUAUUGUUUAUCCACAAACUCAUAGUCAGCAAUUAAAUUGAUUUUUACAGACUUUAUAAAUAAAAUACAAUAAAAAUAACAAACAAGUGUUUUUGGAUUUCACUGUAGUCGGAAUGAACAAAGUGAUAUUUAGAAAAAAAAAUUGGUUUACACAUAAAAAUCAAAGAACAUAUGUUAUGUGGAGAUUACAUGGGUGUCAAAGACACAGGUCGUUACAAGGGAAGGGAUCUCCAGGCAAUUGUGUUCAAUAUUUCCAUACUCUGAAGUGAGGUGAUGUCCAGUUUUGCAUGAGGAUGAAUACUAAAACCACUGCUUCCGCAAGGAAAGCAUCUACACAGUCCUAUCAGCAACAUUCAGGAACAAGACCCAUUAGCCAAUGGUCUACUGUCCAAAACACUUAAUACCGAUAUACUGUAUUAUCCCCAUUGCAUUAAAAGUCCACAAUGACCAUGCACAUCUUAGAUAAUUUUGGUAGUGACUGUCCAAUCAGUGUGUUUCGAAACACUGAUUGAGAAGUAUUUAUCAACUUGUAGGGUAUGGCAUGUAUAAACAAUUUUAUAGAAAAUGUGUGCUUGUGGCUAUGGUUUGCACCCUUCAAGCUCUGAACAGGUGUGGAAACAUGGAAAAUAAUUUAAUUCCAGAAAAAAAAAAAACUUACUGAUUUGCUUAUGUCUGAUUUGAUCUCUGUCAUUGUAUAGCUUGGAUUCAAUUAUAUUUCAGAACAAAAAAAUAAAUAAAUGAUGAAUGUAUAGAACAGUUUCACUCUCUUUAAACCAAGCAAAUGUGUGGUCAUUAAACUAAGAAAUUGUGUGAAAUAAAGGUCUUUGGAUGGAGAAACAGCAUGGUAGUUAUUUAAAGGAGAUGCAUAGUACUACACUCUUCACAUUAGGAGGCAAACUGGUCGUUCUCCUCCUU
This is a messenger RNA of Myxocyprinus asiaticus (Chinese sucker), 3066 nucleotides long. RefSeq names its product equilibrative nucleobase transporter 1-like. The transcript is spliced from 12 exons. Gene Ontology annotation, molecular function: transmembrane transporter activity. The record is from RefSeq and is a predicted model, not a curated record. Gene Ontology annotation, biological process: transmembrane transport. Lineage: Eukaryota; Metazoa; Chordata; Actinopteri; Cypriniformes; Catostomidae. Bases 475 to 1998 code for a protein of 507 amino acids.